Sphenostylis stenocarpa is the source of this 201-nucleotide messenger RNA. Lineage: Eukaryota; Viridiplantae; Streptophyta; Magnoliopsida; Fabales; Fabaceae. The record is from the annotation of a GenBank genome assembly.
AUGAUUGUGAUGAGGAAGGUGUUGGUGUGUGAAGGGACAGGACAGGGCGACACCCACGAACUUGUCCGGGAAGUGGGGCCAGGUGUGGAGGUGGAGAUGGUGGUUGGAGCACGUGUGAUCGAGGAAGCCAUGUUGGUCCACGUUAUGGCGGUAAAGCGUAAAACAAAGGGCGAUGAUGGGGUCCCUACCAUUGAUGUUUGA